This is a messenger RNA of Staurois parvus, 303 nucleotides long. Lineage: Eukaryota; Metazoa; Chordata; Amphibia; Anura; Ranidae. The record is from the annotation of a GenBank genome assembly.
AUGCGUGGGAACGCAGUUCUGGCAUCUCUGAAUGUAUGGAAUGGCAAGAAGUGCUUGGGUGUGCUAGGGGAUCUAUUGUCACUGAAGGUAAGGCAUGCUGUCUGAGUGUUAUAGGCAGGGGCGGACUGACAACUCAUGGGGCCCCCGGGCAAUAGGGGAUCAUGGGGCCCCUGUGUCCUUGCCCAAACUCAAAAAAGCCCAUAAAAAAAGGUACCAGGGGCAUCUCAUGGGGCCUCCUACUGACCCUGGGCCCUCGGGCAGUGCCCGAGUUUCCAAAUGGUCAGUCUGCCGCUGGUUAUAGGU